AUGGAAUCCAGUACUGGCAUCUCGGAGCUGGCUCGCACAAUAGUGAGCGCGCGCUCGCAAAUGGGCAAGCAGUGCUUCAAUCCGAAGGUCCAUUCAGUCGGAUCGGAGGCGUUUGAGCAAUGCCGCGAGAACUACUACUUCACCGAGACCGGCCAACGCAACGUCUACUCCAACCUCAAUAACCUCGCAUUCAGCAUGGAGAACUGCAAGUUCGUGUGUGCCAUCGUGCCCAAGUGCGUGGCCGUUGAGUUCUCCGAGGGGUCCUUCUGCAUCCUCCUGUCGACCUUCGAGAGCACCAAGAUGACCCGACAGCUGGGCACAACGACGCUGCGGAAACCGCCGGAAUGCGAGCAAAACCAGAAUGUGGUCGACCCGGUCGGGUACCCCUACGCCAUGGCCAUCGACGACCUCUACGCCAGUCUCUCGUGA
Messenger RNA from Mesocestoides corti, 429 nucleotides. Lineage: Eukaryota; Metazoa; Platyhelminthes; Cestoda; Cyclophyllidea; Mesocestoididae. The record is from the annotation of a GenBank genome assembly.